Messenger RNA from Hyaloscypha bicolor E, 3767 nucleotides. RefSeq lists its product as uncharacterized. The record is from RefSeq and is a predicted model, not a curated record. Gene Ontology annotation, cellular component: Golgi apparatus; COG complex. Bases 1 to 3627 code for a protein of 1208 amino acids. The transcript has 4 exons. Lineage: Eukaryota; Fungi; Ascomycota; Leotiomycetes; Helotiales; Hyaloscyphaceae. Gene Ontology annotation, biological process: intra-Golgi vesicle-mediated transport.
AUGGCAGCGAACAAGAAUCUCGAUCCCACUACGUGCACCACCGCUGCGGAAGCAUUCAGAUAUCCUCUCCCGCAAGUCCGACAGUUUCACCGAAGUCUUACGGCCGAACUUGAUGAGAAGAAUGCACGAUUGCGAACCCUUGUAGGCGGAAGCUACAGACAGUUGCUGGGAACAGCAGAGAUGAUUCUGCAGAUGAGGGAGGACAUUGGCGAUGUUGAGGACAAACUCGGGAGAGUUGGUAAAGGUUGUGGGAGGGGUGUCAUUGGGGGAAUGGCAAGCGGUCUGGGGAAGAUGCAAGACAAGACGAGGGGGGGCAAGGAUGCGGAAGAAAUGGGGUGGUCGGCCAGAAUGAAAGUUCUGGACAUGUGUGGAGUUGUUGCUGGAAAACUUUUGAGGAAGAACGUGGAUGGUCAUGCCGAAUCGUCAGAUGGGAGAGGGAAGAAUCUUGUGCUGGCUGCGAAGGUCCUCGUGCUCAGCCGUUUGUUGAUGAAGAGUGUCCUUGAAUCAGCAUCACGAAGAAGCGCAGACGUAAAGGCAUCGGUGGAAGAUGUCAAGAGAAAACUGGAUUCCCUGCGAAGAAGACUAUCCGGAGCGAUCAAAAGGACACUUGAGAAAACUGUUGCAGACAGUCAGAGGACCAGCCUCAUCCAAGCACUUUCUGCAUACAGCCUGGCUAAUAGCUCUGGAGCAAAAGACGUGCUGUGGUAUUUCUUACGUGUGCGGGGUGACGCUCUCGCUCUGACCCUUGAACCUACCGCAGACCCCAGACAAGAUAGCCAAGCAAUCUUGAGAUCUUUGGAGCUCUACACCAAGACGAUGCUUGAUGUACAAGCAUUGGUUCCUCGACGACUUUCGGAAGCACUCGCAGGCUUGAAGACGAAGCCCUUGCUUAAAGACGAGGCCCUUCGGGAUUUGGAGGGCUUGCGACUAGAUGUCUGCGAGAAAUGGUUUGGGGAUGAGAUCCUGUUCUUCAUUCCCUAUAUCCGACACGAUGAUAUAGAGGGAGAAUACGCCGUAUCCAUGCUCAAGGGAUGGGCCAAAAAGGCGUCGGAGGUUGCGUUAGACGGACUGACAAAAGUUCUGGAACGGAUGGCCGAGUUCAAGACGGUCGUAGACCUUCGGACGGAAAUUCUUGAGAUUUGGAUCAAGGAAGGAGGCAAGGCAAAGGGAUUUGAUCCUUCGGUGUUCCUAGAUGGGCUGAGGCAAGUGAUAAAUGAUCGCAUGGUACAGCUACUUGAAUCAAGGGUCAGCAAAUUACAUCUCGUCACCACGGAAAUUGAGGCGACGUUAGGCUCGUGGACGAAAGGUAUCACCGACAAGCACGAAAGCUUAUGGGACGAUACCAUGCUGGAAAUGGAUAUCAGUAACGGAGCGGCCCUCUUUAAGCAGGGCGUUCUGGCCCGCACUCAUGGCAGAAACGAUGCUGUAUCAAGAGCAUUCCGAGGGUAUCAGACAUGGCGACAUCUCGUGGACGAGAUUAUUGUUGUCCUAGAGCAGCUGAAGAAACAAAGAUGGGACGAUGAUCUGGAAGAUAUCGAGGAUGAUCUGAGCUUGGAAUCAAGAAAUGCUUUGCUGAGCACCGAAGAUCCACAAAUGUUGCAGAACCAUUUGGAUGAGAGUUUAAGCAAGGCUUAUACAGCUCUCCACGAGAAGAUGGCCUCUUUAAUUGCAGCUUACAAAGACAGCGAUUAUGUUGGGCAAAUAUCUGUUUAUGUUCUUCGCAUAAUCCGAGACAUUCGUUCAGAACUUCCCAAAAACGUUUCGUUGCAGACAUUCGGUCUCUCACUGGUCCCCGCCUUACACGAAAGGCUUGCAAAAACAACCUCAUGGGCAUCGCUCAAAGUUUUGGAUGGGACAUUUACCAGGAAGAGCGUUGCCGGAAGAGCGUUAUGGGAAGGCGAUCCAGAGCUCCCAGUGCAGCCUUCUCCUAGCACUUUCAAAUUUCUGCACUGUCUUCUUUUAGAUAUGGCGAAAGCUGGUGCGGAUCUAUGGAGUCCAAGAGCGAUUCGGGUGUUGAAACGGAAUCUACGUGCGGAAUUGGGCCAACGGUGGACUGCAGCCCUGAAAGUACAAGAGGGGAAGGAUUCAACUCAGGUCAAUGGCAAUGCAACAAACGGGGAAGUUGACGAAGAGCACCAGGACAGGCCCAUCGAGCAAGAGCACAUUCCCACAGUCAUUGAGCACGACAACACCAAGGAGGUACUGAAACAGACCUUAUUUGAUGUUCUUGUUCUACAAUCUGCUCUUGACCUGUCGGAACUAGCUGCUGAGGAUGAACUAAAAGUUUUAGAGGCGACCAUACAUUCAAAGUUAGAUCUUGACCCAGGGUCACGGAAGAGGCUUCAACAAGUUGCAAAAGAAUAUUGGAAAAGGACAACACUCCCCAACCCCGAAGUCAUGUCAACGACACGGCUUACCUUCCUGUAUCCGCAUUUAUUUCGCUCAAUUCGGGUCAGUGAACCUGCGACAAAUACUGUACGGUUACGCGCACGACGUCCUCAACAGCAAUGCUUGAAAACGAGAAGCUUCUUAACGACAGGGAGGAAGGGGCAACGAUUUGUCCAGCGACAUGGCAAAGCUGUGGAACCUUUUCUUCACCAUGGAGACGCUGAAGAUAGCCUGAAGGUUUUCACGCCCGAGGAGGAUGGGCAAGAGAGUGACAGAGGCAAAGAAGCAGGAAAGAAAUUGCAGGACACAACGGCCGAAGAUGAAGAUGACGGGAACUUGGGCAGGGAACCCUCCUCGUCUGCGCCAUUGUCAGAGGAGACACAGGCAGCUGCUAGAUUGCCUGGAGAUGACGGCGCGCCUGUUGAUGAGAAACUAAGUGUGGACGAACCAACGCCACUACAAACAGCUGCUUCAAACAUGAAGGAUGUUUUACCACCGCUCGAAACGAUAUUACAGAUGCCACCGCCUGAAACUGCAGAGGAAAGAAAUGCAGCAAAACCGCCGCAUCUGCAGACGCCACCAUAUGUUCAUCAUUUCGAUACCUAUACAUUAGUACAGCAGGUCGAGGCUGGAGGGUUUACAGAGGCGCAAAGUAUCACGGCUAUGAAGGCUGUGAGAGGAUUACUGGCGCUUAACCUCGACGUCGCGAAAGCAGGUCUAGUCAGUAAGAGCGACGUCGAGAAUGAAACAUAUCUCUUCCGAGCAGCAUGUUCUGAGCUGAAGACAGAAAUAUCGAAUAGUCGCAAGAAGACUGAGGAGACUAUGCGCCGGGAACGCACACUCUUGCAGCAUGAAGUCGAUAUUUUGAACCAGAAGAUGACCCAGGAGCUUCUUGCUCUUAAAGACGAGCUAAAAGGGAUGUUUGAUGAUCGAAAGAUGGAUGUGAGAAUGGAACAGAGGGCGAUGGAGAGCAAGAUCCAAGAGCUGAAUUACAAGAUUACUGUCAUGCUCAACAGCGACAGUAAAUCCGAGGUCGAAGGUCUAAGAUGGGUGCUGACAAGGAGAUCCGUGAUGGGCAUCCUUUUCAUGGCCUUCAUGGUCCUGACUUCGCUGCGUUAUGCCAGCUACAAAUCCCAUGAGGAUGAAGUUAAGAAGAAGAAGGAGGCAGGAAUGAAGGUCGACGAAAGAGUUGAAGAUUUACCAGCUCAAGGCGCGGCAGAGAUUUUAGCUGCAAAUUGAAGCUUCAGCGCAUACCCCCAGACGAUAUAGCCUCUACCUAUUGUUUGGGAAGAUCUUAGAAGAUCCUGCGGACUCCAUGAUACCCGUCGCGAAGCCACUAGGACUCUUCGCAAAAAUAAAUGAACAUCAUUGAUUGAUCU